GGGGAGGGCCCACAGGCGGAAACCAGGGCCCAGCUGCUCCGGUACACCUCCCUCCCUCCCUCCCACUCCGCCCUGCUCCUGUCUCUGUCACUCACACAGCCGACCCACAGGCCGGGCAGCCAUGGCGCCAGUGCUCAUCUGGAUUCCUCUUGUGGGUCUCCUGACAGGGCUGGGAAGCAUCAAGGCCCAGCAGACCACCCUGCACCCGCUUGUGGGCCGCAUCUUUGUGCACACCUUGAACCAUGAAACCUUUCAGCACCUUCCUGAGCACGUCGCUGUCCCACCCACCGUCCCUAUCACCUACCACGCCCACCUUCAGGGACACCCAGACCUGCCCCGGUGGCUCCGCUACACCCAGCGCAGCCCCCACCACCCUGGUUUCCUUUAUGGCACCCCUACCCCAGAAGAUCGUGGACGCCAGAUCAUCGAGGUCAUAGCCUACAAUCGAGACAGCUUCAACACCACCCAGCAGAGGCUGGUGCUGUUCACUGGCAACCCAGAAGGCCCCCUGCUGCCAUACCAGGCUGAGUUCCUGGUGUGCAGUCAUGAUGUAGAGGAGGUGCUUCCCUCGGCACCUGCCAGUCGCUUCCUCACAGCCUUGAGGGGGCUCUGGGAGCCGGGGGAGCUCCAGCUGCUCAACAUCACCUCUGCCUUGGACCGUGGGGGCCGCGUCCCUCUUCCCAUUGAGGGCCGCAAGGAAGGGGUGUACAUCAAGGUGGGCUCCGCCUCACCCUUCUCCACCUGCCUGAAGAUGGUGGCAUCCCCUGACAGCCACGCUCGCUGUGUCCAGGGCCAGCCUCCGCUCCUGUCCUGCUAUGACACCUUAGCACCUCAUUUCCGAGUUGACUGGUGCAAUGUGUCCCUGAUGUCACCUAGGAAAUCUGCCUGUGAUAAGGAACAGAUAGCCGUCACCCCCAUGCUCACUACUGCUCUUUGGGAUAUUGAGCAGAGCCGCUCCUGGGUCAGCCCUGGGCUCUCUGAGCAGGUGGAUAAAUCAGUGCCAGAGCCCGCAGAUGAGCUACCCACCCCGGGCGAUGGCAUCCUGGAGCACGACCCAUUCUUCUGCCCACCCACUGAGGCUGCAGCCCGAGAUUUCCUCACCGAUGCUCUAGUUACCCUCCUCGUGCCCCUGCUGCUGGCCCUGCUGCUGGCCCUGCUGCUGGCCUACAUCAUGUGCUGCCGGCGGGAGGGACGGCUGAAGAGAGACCUGGCCACUUCUGAUAUUCAGAUGGUACACCACUGCACCAUCCGCGGGAACACGCAGGAGCUGCGGCACAUGGCAGCCAGCCGGCAGGUGCCCCGGCCCCUCUCCACGCUGCCCAUGUUCAACGUGCGCACAGGCGAGCGGCUGCCUCCCCAGGUGGAUGGUGCCCAGGUGCCCCUCAUCCUGGACCAGCACUGAGAUCCUGCCCGGUUCGAGUCCUGGCCUCAUCCUCCCUCUCUGCCCACUCACGGAGCAGCCGCGACCCACAGCCACAUCUUUCCUCCUGAUUCCAGUUCCUGGCCCAGUGGUCCCCAGGCCUGGAACAAGCAGAGAGAUGGGGAUGGGGUGAGGGUGUCUGGGGCCAGGACCCCUGAGUAAAUAAAUACCUGCCACUCUG
Messenger RNA from Manis pentadactyla (Chinese pangolin), 1601 nucleotides. It is a transcript of the gene SGCA, whose product is annotated as sarcoglycan alpha. The record is from RefSeq and is a predicted model, not a curated record. Gene Ontology annotation, cellular component: sarcoglycan complex; membrane. The transcript has 11 exons. NCBI's taxonomy places the organism in Eukaryota, Metazoa, Chordata, Mammalia, Pholidota, Manidae. The coding region runs from base 122 to 1402 and encodes 426 amino acids. Gene Ontology annotation, molecular function: calcium ion binding.